AUGAAAGAAAAAUCCAGCGUUCCUGAGAGCAAUAACCCCCGAGAGAGUUAUGUUGAGGGUGUGGAUCCCCAACCACCUGCGGAUGUGUUUUCCCAGGAAAUCACCAAGACAGUGAAUGUCUUGGUGAAUGACGAAUUAAAUGUAGGCGCUAAUACACUUGAUCUGGUUACACCUCCAAAGUCAGCUUCGGAGGUGGUCAAGUUGCCAACGCUAGAAUCUAAUAGAUUCUUGCGAUAUCUGCGUAGUGACAAGAUCAAGCAGAUCUGCGUACUCGUCACAGAGGACGCGUACAUCGCCGAUAUUCGGUCGGCACAAGUGUUUGCUGAGAACAAACGGGUUUUCAGCAGCUCAUGA
This is a messenger RNA of Peronospora matthiolae, 354 nucleotides long. Lineage: Eukaryota; Oomycota; Peronosporomycetes; Peronosporales; Peronosporaceae. The record is from the annotation of a GenBank genome assembly.